Molecule: messenger RNA, 1419 nt
Organism: Eremomyces bilateralis CBS 781.70
Lineage: Eukaryota; Fungi; Ascomycota; Dothideomycetes; Eremomycetales; Eremomycetaceae
Product: Actin/actin-like protein
Exons: 4
Coding region: 1-1419 (472 amino acids)
Biological process (GO): regulation of transcription by RNA polymerase II
Cellular component (GO): NuA4 histone acetyltransferase complex; SWI/SNF complex
Molecular function (GO): chromatin binding
Source: RefSeq, a predicted model, not a curated record
AUGUCGGCUCCGUCUCAGUUCACAGGGCCCAAUGCGGCCGAAUAUGGCGGAGAUGAGGUAUCUGCGAUCGUCUUGGAUCCGGGAUACUCCUCCGUACGCGCCGGGUUUGCAGGCGAAGAUGCCCCCAAAUCGAUCGUGCCAACAUACUAUGGCGCCGCGGAUGGCGGCCAGCGGCUUCUCUUCGGCGAAAACGCCGUCCACGGCACCCAAUUCCCCCCCGAAAUCCGCAAUCCCAUGUCGACGGACGGGUUGGUGCAAGACUGGGAUGCGGCGACGAAGCUCUGGGAAUACUCGGUCACAUCGAGUCUCACGGGCAAGCGGCAGACGCACCCCAGCAAGAACGGACUCAACGACGCCGCGGAAGAUGAAGAAGGGGAUGUGGACAUGGACGGCGUCGAGGAUUUAGAGAAGCCGUUGUCGGAGAAUCCCCUGAUCAUGACGGAACCGGGCUGGACGCCACCCAAGCAGCGAGAGAAGAGCAUCGAAAUCGCCAUGGAAGACUGGGGCGUGCCGGCGUUCUGGCUCGGGCGGACCGGCGUCCUGUCCGCCUUUUCCGCCGGCAAACCCUCCGCCCUAGUCAUCGACAUCGGCGCGUCGACGACGUCCGUCACCCCCGUCCUGGACGGCAUGCUCCUAAAGAAGGGGUGCGUCAAGUCCCCCCUCGCCGGAAACUUCGUGUCGCAGCAGUGCCGACUGCUCUUCGGCCAAUCCGAACCGCCCAUCAACAUCACGCCGCACUUCAUGGUAGCGAGCAAGAAGCCCGUCGACGCUGGCGCCAAAGCGCAGGCGAUGCUGCGGACGUUCGAGUCGGAGAUCCCGCAGUCCUUCCGGCGGCUGGGGGAGGAGCGGGUCUUGACCGAGUUCAAGGAAAUGGUGGUCCAGGUCUGGGAGGGGCCGGGGAAAUUCCCCGGGGUCACGAACCCGGGCAAUCUACCGGCCGACCAGAUGGAUCCUGCGAAGCGGGCUCAGUUGCGGCCGUUUGAGUUCCCCGACGGAUUCAAUCAGGUCUUCAGGAUGGAGCGAUAUCAGCCUGUCGAGGGGCUCUUUGACGCGAAGGCCGCGCUGACGGACAAGGACAACCCGGCGCCGAAGCCCGAGCAGACGAUCCCGGGUCUGAUCGAGCAAGCGAUGAAGACCAUCGAUGUCGAGGUCCGCCCGACGUUGCUCAAUAAUGUGGUCAUUGCGGGUGGAUCGUCGCUGUUGGUGGGCCUCACGAAGCGGAUCGAUCAUGAAAUCACCAACGUGCUACCCGGACCGAGGACAAGAAUCUUCGCCCCGUCUAACACGGUUGAGAGACGGUAUGCGAGCUGGGUUGGGGGAAGCAUCCUUGCCAGCUUGGGGUCGUUCCACCAAAUGUGGAUAUCGAAGAAGGAAUACGAGGAACACGGCGCCAAUAUCAUUGAGAAGCGGUGCAAAUGA